UUCCUGGGAGCCAGGAGCGCUCACUCGGUCCUGAAACGGUUCCCUCGUGCCAAUGAGUUCCUGGAGGAGCUGCGCCAGGGCACCAUCGAGCGGGAGUGCAUGGAGGAGAUCUGCAGCUACGAGGAGGUCAAGGAGGUGUUUGAGAACAAGGAGAAAACGAUGGAGUUCUGGAAGGGGUAUCCCAAUGCCGUGUACUCGGUUCGGGACCCGUCGCAGAGCUCGGAUGCCAUGUAUGUGGUGGUGCCCCUUCUCGGGGUUGCCCUGCUGAUCGUCAUUGCUUUGUUCAUCAUCUGGAGGUGCCAGCUGCAGAAGGCGACCCGCCAUCACCCUUCGUAUGCACAGAACCGGUACCUGGCCAGUCGCGCCGGGCACAGCCUGCCCCGGGUUAUGGUGUACCGGGGCACUGUGCACAGCCAGGGGGAGUGGCCAGGGCCCCGUGAGGCUGCGAGCAGCCCGCAUGGGGUGCAGGCGCCCGGUCGUGGGGCAAGAGCCACAGUCCGGCUGGAGAGCAGCCUCUGCCUCCCGGAGCUCGCUCUCUCCAGACUGUCCAGUGCCACCCCACCCCCAUCCUAUGAGGAAGUGACAGCACCCCAGGAGUGCAGCAGUGAGGAGGCCAGUGCGUCUUACAGUGACCCACCCCCCAAGUAUGAGGAGAUAGUGGCCACCAGCCCUGGUGCAGACAAGUAGUGGGGCGCUUUUCCGGGCCGCCCAAAGCCUCCUUCUGAGGCUUUCAAUCUCCUUCAGAACUUUCAAGAGACUGUGCCACCACAGAACAGCCUUAGCCUCCUUGUUGCCAAAUAAUUCCCCAGCCGUGGAUGUUUAGAAAA
Molecule: messenger RNA, 827 nt
Organism: Ochotona curzoniae (black-lipped pika)
Lineage: Eukaryota; Metazoa; Chordata; Mammalia; Lagomorpha; Ochotonidae
Gene: PRRG3
Product: proline rich and Gla domain 3
Exons: 2
Coding region: 100-687 (195 amino acids)
Cellular component (GO): extracellular region
Molecular function (GO): calcium ion binding
Source: RefSeq, a predicted model, not a curated record